Messenger RNA from Glycine soja, 1756 nucleotides. RefSeq names its product E3 ubiquitin-protein ligase CHFR. The transcript is spliced from 15 exons. The record is from RefSeq and is a predicted model, not a curated record. The coding region runs from base 167 to 1567 and encodes 466 amino acids. Gene Ontology annotation, cellular component: nucleus. Gene Ontology annotation, biological process: ubiquitin-dependent protein catabolic process; mitotic cell cycle checkpoint signaling; protein ubiquitination. NCBI's taxonomy places the organism in Eukaryota, Viridiplantae, Streptophyta, Magnoliopsida, Fabales, Fabaceae. Gene Ontology annotation, molecular function: metal ion binding; ubiquitin-protein transferase activity.
UCUGUCUCGGUUUCGAAUUCGGUUUCAAACCGGUUCGACCGAACCAGUUUAUUUGCACACCCUGGCGAUACUGAUCCGUCCCAUGCACGCUUUUGGACACUAUAAUGACGAUAACCCAUUGAACUUCAACUUCUCAGACUCGCAGAAAAGGUCUUUCUUUUGAUCAAUGGAGGAAAGAGGAGAAUGCUCUGCUUCAGCUUCAGCUUCAGCCAAUCCCUCAGAUGAAAUCUGGGCCAAGCUUGUUCUGUCAGAUGAGAGAUAUUCAGAUGUGCAGAUAAGUUCAGAUGAAAAAGUAAUAUCUUCAGAGAUAUCAGCUACUUCUAAUGACAAACAUAGCUGGUGCAAAAUAGUAAGGAAUCCUGAUCUAUGUUCAGCCACAAUGGAAAACAAGAGUCAAAAUACAAUACUUGUUGAUGGGGUCAAGGUACACAGUGAUGAUACCAUUGUCAUUAAGGAUGGAAGUCAAAUUAUCCCAGGUCCUGAUAGAGAAGGAUUUGUCAGCUACAAAUUUCAUAUAAUGUCUGGCCCAGAUAUCUGCCAGAGGCAGCUAAAGAUAUGUGUAGAUGUCAAUCAUGCAAAGUGUAGCAUUUGCUUAAACUUAUGGCAUGAUGUUGUUACUGUUGCUCCAUGCCUUCAUAACUUUUGCAAUGGUUGCUUCUCAGAGUGGCUAAGGAGAUCAAAGGAAAGACACUCAGCCGUUCUUUGUCCUCAAUGCAGAGCAGUUGUUCAUUUUGCUGGGAAAAACCACUUUUUGCGUACCAUUGCUGAGGAUAUGCUAAGGGCCGAUUCUUCACUACAACGCUCACAUGACGAAGUUGCACUUUUAGAUACUUAUGCAUUAGUACGAUCAAACCUGGUCAUUGGAUCUGGAAAGAAGAAUCGAAAGAGGGCCUACACACCACUGGAUGAUCAAAGUGAUGGCACAUACCAUCAGUGCCAACAGUGUGUUACUGAAGUUGCUGGGUUUCGUUGCAAAUAUGACACUGUUCAUCUUCAAUGUCAAGCAUGUGGAGGAAUGAUGCCUUCCCGCACUGGUUUUGGCAUUCCUCAGUAUUGUUCAGGAUGUGAUAGAUCAUUCUGUGGAGCUUACUGGCAUGCUCUAGGGGUAACUGGGAAUGGCUCUUACCCUGUCUGCUCCCAGGAUACUUUAAGACCUAUCUCAGAUCACUCUAUUUCAAGAAUUCCAUUGUUAGCACAUGAAAAGAAUCUCCAUGAACAGAAUAUCACUGAUAGUUGCAUUAGACAAAUGGGGAGGACAUUGCCGGAUGUGAUAUCAGAGUGGAUAGCAAAGUUUGAAAACAGAGAAAUUGAUAGAAGGCGGAUGAUGCUGAAUCAUGCUGAGAUGAUUACUGCUCGAACUUUUGUAUGCCAGGAUUGUUACCACAAGUUGGUGUCAUUUCUCCUGUAUUGGUUUCGCCUCUCUAUACCCAAACAUCUUCUUCCACCAGAUGAAUCAGCAAGAGAAGAUUGCUGGUAUGGAUAUGCAUGUCGGACGCAGCACCGGAGUCAAGAGCAUGCUCAGAAAAGGAAUCAUGUGUGCCGUCCAACAAGAGGCUCAAACAUGUGACUAUUGUAAACAUUUUUCUUUCAAGUAGAAUCUGUGUUCUUAAUCUUGUCCUUUUUACAAAAACAAAAGUGCUGUGUCAAUUGGGUUUUUUUUUUUAUUAUCUUGUUGGUUGCUACGAAUGCCUGGAUUCAAAGCAGUUCAAAAUUAUGAAAACUGAUUAUUCGUCAUUUAAAAAAAAUUCUAAACCAA